This is a messenger RNA of Exaiptasia diaphana, 2116 nucleotides long. RefSeq names its product CCR4-NOT transcription complex subunit 2. The record is from RefSeq and is a predicted model, not a curated record. Gene Ontology annotation, biological process: regulation of DNA-templated transcription; regulation of stem cell population maintenance; nuclear-transcribed mRNA poly(A) tail shortening. Gene Ontology annotation, cellular component: CCR4-NOT core complex; P-body. The coding region runs from base 129 to 2027 and encodes 632 amino acids. Lineage: Eukaryota; Metazoa; Cnidaria; Anthozoa; Actiniaria; Aiptasiidae. The transcript is spliced from 22 exons.
AUGAAGAAAAGUGGGAUUUUGUAUUAUUGAGAUUUAUACGAGUUGAAAACAUCGGAAAUUACAGCAAAUAACAUCGUUUAUAGCAGAUAUUGUACAUUGUUGGUUGGAUUUUCUAGGAAAGAUUAUUUAUGGCUGGAAUGAACCAAUACCCUUUCCCAAGAAAACAGCAGGAGCUAUCACCAGUUCCAGGAGGCAGAAAGAAUAUGCAGGCCAUAGGAUCAAUGAAAAAGAGCAAGCUUGGCUAUGAAGACAUUGAUGAUGACUUUGGUCAUGGCAUGUACUUCAACCCGUCUAGUUUCUCAAUGCACAGACAAGAAAAAGAGUCUAGUUUGCUUUCAUCGUCAUCACAACAUUUAGGUGGUCUUUAUGGUGCGCCAUCAGGGAUGCAAUCGCCAGGACAAUCUAAUUUCUAUGGGUCUGGACCUCACAAUACAGGGAUGGCGCCUCCCAAUUCAAUGCAAGGACCUCCUAACAGCCAAAGGGGGCUUUCGUCUUCCCAGAAUCAGCCAUAUAAUCGUAGUAUUUCAAUGCCUUCAACGUCUCAUGGUAUGCCACCAUCAGUGAGUUCGUCAGGAAUGCCUAAUGUACAAUCUUCGUCUUCUUUACAUACCAUGGUUGGCGCACCAGGAAUGAACUCCAACUCCAAUCAGAUUGGAAGUAGAGGAAUUCUCUCGAUGGGUCCACGUAGUGGUAUUGGUCAAGGAUUACAAGGUCCACCAGGUCAUAUUGGUAGUCAACAAGGUUUAAGCUCRUUACCUAAGUCAUCUAGAUCUGUCUCUGUACCAUCAGCUAUGUCAAGUGUUACAAACAGCAGUGUUAGUGUGGCAGGAUUUCCUCUGAGUAGAAGCCAGUCUACAAGUAAUUCGCAGGUAACAGUUGGCUCUGGUUUGCAAUCAUUGACAAGUGCAUUUACACCAACAGACCAAAUGGGCAGACUACCAUCCCCACCAGGACGACGRCAACCAUUCCAGUCAGCAUCUGUGUUUAGAGACUUCAGACAAGGAGGAAGAUAUGGUGAGAAUAUUUCCCCAGGGGGUAGUGCACUGGAUUUGUCUGAGUUUCCUGCAUUAGCYAAUCGAAUGCUUGAUAGUGGAGGCAGUGGUUCAGCUCCUAGUAGACCUUCAUAUGGAGUAGUAUCAAAACCUGCAGAACCCCAACCUGAUUUUUCAAUUUUAAACGAGGAUUUCCCUGCACUACCUGGCUCAGGAUUCACUAAACAAGGUGAUAAUAGUGAUGGUUCAUCUCAGCAAGAAACAAGCAAAUCACUCAUCAACUCUUUGGGAACAAGCACAACAUCAAGUAUUUUCCCUGUUACUGAUGCCAACAGAACAAACACAUCUUAUGAACAAGCAUUGAAAGACUCAGCAAGGGACAUCAAACUUGACCCAAAGCUCACUGGACAACAAUCUAACAAAUCACAGAGAGGAAUYCAGACAUCACCAUCAGGGAUGAUCACUAAUAUACCUAAAGGAAUGGUUACUGACCAGUUUGGUAUGAUAGGACUAUUAACCUUCAUAAGAGCAGCUGAAACUGAACCAAAUCUAGUAACCCUUGCUUUAGGAAGUGAUUUAACAACUCUGGGACUCAACCUSAACUCCCCUGAAAGCUUGUAUCAUACAUUUGGAUCACCRUUUGCAGACAGUCCAUGUCGACCACAUGAAAUAGAUUACCAUGUACCACCUGAUUACCGGAUAAACUCUUACAUCAAAGAAAAGCUUGCACCAAUAAAGCUGAGCCGCUACAGYGAAGACUUGUUAUUCCAUUUAUAUUACACCAAUGGGGGAGAUAUUCUACAGUUAGCUGCAGCUGCUGAACUAUAUGCACGAGAYUGGCGAUAUCACAAAGAUGAACGGGCGUGGUUAACMCGUGCUCCAGGGGUAGAGCCCCAGAUCAAGUCCACAAAUUAUGAAAGAGGAACAUAUUAUUUCUUUGAUUGUAACACAUGGAAGAAAGUUCCCAGGGAAUUUCAUCUGGAAUAUGAUAAACUAGAAGAAAAGCCUACRUUACAACCUAUUGCUGCCCAGUAGAGAUUGAAGUAUUGUUGAUCCAUGUACAGAUACCCUGUGUAUAAAGAAAUCUUUGUUAGCUACAGCAAUAAAACAUGUUUUACUAAUAA